CCUCCCCCCCCCCCGCCGGCCGCCUCCUCGCCCUCCUCCCUGCCCGCGGGGCGCGGGAGCCGCUGACGGGAGCGAGGCGGAGUCUGGAGGGAAGAUACCGAGAGAUAGAGAUUUAAAUCACAUCCCCGGCUCUACAAGGGCAGCGGCCGCCGCAGCCCCGGCGCAGAGCCACGGACGCACGCAACCGAGAGAGGUGCUGCCGGCUCCGCUGCUCGCCAUGGGUGCCGCUGCCGCCGAGCCCCCCCGCGCCGCCGGCCUCGUGUCCAGCGUGCUGAACGACACCCUCGAGUUCUACCGCUGGACCUGGAGCAUCCGAGACAAGCGUGUUGAUGAUUGGCCCUUGAUGCAGUCUCCAUUUCCAACACUGACUAUAAGCACUAUUUAUCUCCUCACUGUUUGGCUGGGCCCCAAAUGGAUGAAGACAAGAGAGCCCUUCCAGUUACGUUUCCUGUUGGUUGUUUACAACUUUGGAAUGGUUCUACUCAACUUCUUCAUUUUCAAAGAGCUGUUUUUGUCAUCACGAGCUCGAGGAUACAGCUAUGUCUGCCAGACUGUGGAUUAUUCAGAUAAUGUAUAUGAAGUUAGGAUAGCUGCUGCUUUAUGGUGGUAUUAUGUCUCCAAAGGAAUUGAAUACUUGGAUACAGUAUUCUUCAUCCUGAGGAAGAAAUUUAACCAAAUUAGUUUCCUUCAUGUCUAUCACCAUUUCACCAUGUUCACUUUGUGGUGGAUUGGUAUUAAGUGGGUUGCAGGUGGACAAGCUUUUUUUGGAGCUCAGAUGAAUGCAUUUAUUCAUGUCAUUAUGUACAUGUAUUACGGAUUAGCUGCCUGUGGCCCUAAAUUUCAGAAAUACCUGUGGUGGAAACGAUACUUGACCAUAUUGCAAUUGGUGCAGUUCCAUGUGACUAUUGGCCACACAGCCUUGUCUAUUUAUAUUGAUUGUCCUUUCCCUAAAUGGAUGCACUGGGGUGUAAUUUUCUAUGCUGUCACCUUCAUUUUCCUGUUUGGUAACUUCUACUAUCGGACAUAUAAGCUGCCCAAGGAACCUGUAAAGAAUGGCAAAAUAGCAAAUGGUGCUGUUGCAAAUGGAGUAAGCAAAGCGGAAAAUAAUCCAGUGGUGGAAAAUGGAAAAAAGCAGAAAAAGGGAAAAGCAAAAGGAGAGUAACUCGAUCCAGGCCUUAACCGUUGUUGGCAGUGAGGAACCUACUGUUUGGUUUAUAAAAGGAAGAAAAAAACACUAUCUGUACCAAUUAACCUUAGGUUACUGAAGAGCUAGAACACAGAUAUUUUCAUUAUUUAUGAAGAUUGUUUUAAGAACAAAAAGUUGAAUUUCUAUUGUAAUUAUGUAAUUAUCACACACAUGGUCUCUGUGUAAACUUGUAGACUGCUGGUGUUGGUGAAAGUAAGGAAGAAUUGCAGUUGAUUCCAUGUUUAGCAGUCCAAAAGUCAAAACAAUCAUUGACACAACCAGUUUUAUUGGCACCCACGUUUCUUUGGGGGAGGGAGGGAGGGACAGAGGAAGUAGCAUUUGGAUACUUGUGUUUUCUUUCCAGAAAAUUAUUAAAUUUCAAAUUAUGAUGUAUUAUCUAAUCAGAAUGCGCAACUUUUCUUGUCUUCCUUGGAAAGCAUCUUCAGACACAUCAUGUUUAUGUGCUGUCAGAACAGUGUUUGACUUUUCAGACAUUACUUGAUUUAAUUUAGUGUCUGUUACAGUUUUUCGGUUGUUUUUUUUUUUUUUUUUUUUUUUUCCUUGUGUGGAAAUAUACCUACCUCUUCAUCUGCUGGAAAGAAUAUUGAGCAUUAAAUAACUGAUUUCUGAAAUAUGGAGUCCUCUAAUAUACAUAUCUGUUAAUAAGAAUUUAGCAGAAAAAAUAAUUUCCUGUGGGAGUAAAAGGGACUUUUUUUUUCAGGUAUUUUUUGGUCAAAUCAUCAAUAUUCUAAUUUAAUGUAAACUUAAAUAAACUUAAAUUUUGGAGUGGUAUUUUUAGUAUGGCUAAGUGAAGAUGACAUUUUAAGAUUUUAUAAGUAUGAAACAAUACGUUGUGUGAAGCAAGCAAUUACCGUAGGCCUGUUGCUUGUUGUCUGUGACCUGCAUUAAACCUGUAGUGCUGAUGCUGAAAAUUGUCAGAUGACAUUAUGGUGGGGAGAAAACAACGUGUAAUUCUGUUUAGAAGUGCAGUGUGUAUGGGUAGUCAUACUGACGGGACAGUCACUUUACUGGGGGAGAGAGAAUUUAGUAAUACAGUAUAAAAUACAGCAAACAAAAUGCUGAAAAUGCUGCUACUACUUGAUGCCCAUCAAUACCCUAUUUGUUUAGACACUUGCAGGCAAAGUAUUGCUAAUAGGCCACCAUUUUAAUGUGAAUAUCAGAGAUGAGCUGCUGAAACUCUAGUCCCAAAAUAUUCUUGGCUCUUCUCAACCUAAUUGACAAAGCAAUUCUGCUAAUCAUUUUUCAGUCAUAACUGCUACACAAAGUAGAAGUCUCUUUUAGACAGCUUUUCAUCUUACUUGGUACUUUAUUGGGCUAACUCCUUUUGUGAAGAAAAUAUAAAGAGAGUUAUAUGGAAGGGAAAUGUGAUCUUACUAAGAGAAGUUUUUUAGUUGCUGAGGAUGCAAUGAGAAAGAUGGGUUGAAUUAGAAACCAUGUCCUGAGCUCCCAGGGUCCUUGCUCACCACUGUAAGAGCUGUGUUGUUGCUGUGGAAAUGCAUUCUUCCCAGCUCUGGUCAGAAACAUUCACUGCUCGAUGUAAGUUCAUCCUUAGCAAGUGAUACCAUUACUGCAGGAAGAAUGUACGUGGAGCUCUAGGUAUAGAUAUUGAAGUGUGUGGCACAUCUAAGUUUGUGCAUCUCAAAUACCCAUUCACCUGUUGUGACCUGUUUUGCACAUUAUAAACAUCUUUUGUGUCUUGGGUUUGUCUCUUGUCACUGUAAUGGAAACUAUCUAAACCUGAAAAAGCAGGUUGUAGGGAAAAAGGUUGGUUAUGAUCUGUUCUACUGGGAAAUAAUUCCUAAUGUUGGAGUUGAUUCAACUGCAAGAGUGGUUCGUCGGUAAUAUCCAUGAACGUGGAUUUUAUGGCAGAAUAUAAGAUUGUUAGAGAAUGUCUCUGCUGAACUGUAAUGCAUGUGACCAUUAAUUUUCCUAUCUGUUGCGUCUCGUGAUUCUUCCAGCCUUUGUAAUGAUGCUUUUUUUUGCAUUUGUAUAACUCUGUUUGUUUAAUGUGGCAUGGGGAAGAGGGAACACGGUCUAUCCUUCUUUCUUGGACAGAUGCCACUGCAUUUAACCAAGCCAAAAUGUUGGCUGGCUGUGUUACUCUGGAAUGGCUAAAGGAGCAAAUAACUGCAAAGCAAGUUAGACAGCAGAUUUACAGCACACCCGCUACUCCAAGGUAAUGUCUGGUGUGGAGAUUCCUACCCUUUUGUAAAUUCAGGGUAGCUUACCCCACUGUGGUCAAAGGGUAGCUUCUUUCUAUUUGCCAUGGGAUGUGGGCAGCUAACUUGUAAAUCUGUGUCAUUCCUUGUUUUGUGUUUAAAUUGGUUGUUUGCUCUGUCCUUAUUGCUGUAAACCAGAUUGGAUAAACUGAUACUCUUAAUGUGAUCCAGCUCCAAGAGAGCAUACCGAGAAGUAUUCUAGUACGUGUUCAACUAUAUCCUUUGCUACACUUUGUAAAGUAAGAAUUAUAUCUUGCAUGUUGGCAAAUAUUUAAAAUAAUUGGAAGUCAAAUCUUCUCUCCCCCUUAGCGUGCAUGGAAGCUGCUUAAAGUUGAUAAAACUUGAACUUUAUUGGCAGAACUCGAAUAGAAUCCUAUCCCCCAAAUUCUGGGUCACUUGGUACCUUUUUAAAAAAUUAAAAAGAAACAUUAAACAAUGCAUUGUGAGAAUGCAUGCAUAGAUACACGUCAUGUUGUCUGGACAUGUGGAAAAACCCAGCUUGAGAUUAGCAGUUUAAUGGGGGGAAAAAGAAAUCAUGUAUUCAGUUGCUGCAAUGCUGCUCUUUUGAGUCAAUCUUCUGCUAUAUGGCUUUCCUAGGUCUAUUUAUAAUAUAUUGGAUUGUUCAUGACUUGAGUCCCAUUCUAAUCUUGAAUAUAAUGGCCUUACUAAAUGUGCAUUUUUAUAGGCAUGGUCAAGAGUGCAAUACUUCUGUUUAUGACUAUGCAGCUUUUUCUUUUUUCAAAAUUUGAGGUAAUGAUGCAUAUGUGAGAUGCUGCCAGAUUCAUUAAAGUCAUCAUUUAGUCCAAAGCUCUUCAGAAUUUUGCCACAAAAGUAAGAGUGUAUGUGUAAAAAUGUUUUUGCUGUACACAGAAUUGAAAUUUAAAUUAUAUAAAAAAAACAACUAUUUUUUCAGAGUGAUUUUUUUUUUUCUAAAUGCUUCAAAAUUAUUUAAAAGUUCAAUCCAAUCCAUUGGGAACAUUUGGGGUUUUGCUGUUGAAAAAUAGUUAUUUGCUCACAGUUCUGAAGCUCUUGGACCAAUCAUACAAUCAUUUGAUGCCAUAUAAGUGAUACCAUUUCAUUUAGCCUCAUCUCUAGCUGUGGCAGUUGUUGGAGUCUUUUAGCACUUUGCUCAGUGUAAAAUAAAUAAAUUGAAAUUCUGUAUAUAUACACAUACAUGCCCACAUACAUCGUAUGUGUGUUUUUGUGUAUAUAUACACGCACAUAUGGGUUCUUAACAGGCUCUUUUAACAUGUGAGGUAAAUGAUAUUUCCUUGAUGUGAAGUUGGCCGGAGCUAAUAGCGUAGUUCCUACAGCUCAGACAGCCGAACGAAGCCACUUUCAUUGAUCCAUAGAUUCAGUAUCGGUCUUGCACACGUGAAUAGUAUUUGUCAGUCAUUUUAGGCAUAGGAUGAUGGACAAGCCACAGCUACUUCUACCACUGUAGUAAUUAUUUUGAGGUGUCAGGUGUAGAUUCUGAGGGGCUCAACUCAGAGGAGCUGAGGAAUGAUGCUGUGGUCGAGUAGGGAUCAUUUGGGGGAAACAGUGUGACUAAUCUGCUCAGGUAAGUCUUCAAAGUCAUUGCGAUCACAUACUUUAAGAUAACACUUACUUAAAAAUAAAUAAAUAACAGUUUCUCUGUAGGUUCAAAAGCAUGGUCUAUUGGAUUAUUUGAUCAUUACCUACUUCCAGUUCCAGAACAGGACAAAACAAUGAAGGCAAAAUAAAAAUACUGCAAGUUUUUUUUUCAGGUUGACCUUGUUUCUUUAGAGUAAGCAUUUGACAUUCAGAUGCUGGGGAGACAGGUAAGAAAGGAACAAAUAGUUAUUGUGCUGAAAGACCUCAUUCCUAAGUCAACUUCUGAGCACACUUGCUGUCUUUUAAAAUAAAUAAAUAAAUAAAAAUUUGAGUGAAGUUGUUCAUGGUGCAUAAAGUUGAGCCUUGCAUCAUGGUAGCAUGGGUUCGGUCAUAAUGUGUGAAGUAUUUAAAAUCAGAUAAAUCAGAUCUGUUUCAGAUGAAGUUGGAGAGCAGGGUGGUUGGAAAGUAUCUGGAUGGUGUAUUCAUCGUGGCAGCACAGAUUAUGACAAUUGGGUACUUGGAGCAAGUCGCUGCUGGGACAUCUUGCUGUGUUGUGCUCUGAUGAGGUGGCCUCUGCUCAUGUAAGCAGUCAGAGCUCCACAGCAGGCAGUGGGGUGGUUGGUUCCAAUGUACGUGAGUAGAGGAUGUUUAACCCUAAAGAACAGAAAAAAUUUUGCUUUCUGCCAACAUCCCAUGAGGAUGAGGGAAAUGUGUGGGUCAGGAUGCUUCUUUUGCAUAAGGUGUUAAUGCUUUUGUAAACAACAAAAAUAAACAUUACUUUUUUCAUGCUGU
Anas platyrhynchos (mallard) is the source of this 5793-nucleotide messenger RNA. RefSeq names its product ELOVL fatty acid elongase 4 (gene ELOVL4). Lineage: Eukaryota; Metazoa; Chordata; Aves; Anseriformes; Anatidae. Gene Ontology annotation, molecular function: fatty acid elongase activity. The record is from RefSeq and is a predicted model, not a curated record. Gene Ontology annotation, biological process: fatty acid elongation, monounsaturated fatty acid; very long-chain fatty acid biosynthetic process; sphingolipid biosynthetic process. Gene Ontology annotation, cellular component: endoplasmic reticulum membrane; endoplasmic reticulum.